Molecule: messenger RNA, 2626 nt
Organism: Phialemonium atrogriseum
Lineage: Eukaryota; Fungi; Ascomycota; Sordariomycetes; Cephalothecales; Cephalothecaceae
Product: organic solute transporter Ostalpha-domain-containing protein
Exons: 4
Coding region: 451-2289 (612 amino acids)
Biological process (GO): transport
Cellular component (GO): membrane
Molecular function (GO): transporter activity
Source: RefSeq, a predicted model, not a curated record
AGCAGCCAGGCAUAAGCCACCACAUUGAGAUGGGAGGGCGCAUGUCGAGCGCCUGCGCAGUCCGACCCCUUCAAGACAUGCAAACCGCGCCCAAGCCGACGACGUCAAAGUGAGGGCCGCACGCCGUGACCUGUUUAGAAACCGACCACGAAGACAUCCGAUCUGGCGCAACACAACACUCAUUUCAAGGACGAGUUCGAACGGGUUUCAGCUUGUCUCAGCCCAACAAGAUUGUCCCUCAGCUGGCGAGCAGUGCGACACCCCGCUGGUUCCGACCCCGAGACUCUUCGCCGGGAAGACGGAUGAGAGGGAAAGGCCGGCAGGUUCACGAUCGAGGAGAAGAAUAGACUGCGCCAUCCCUCUGGGUAGCGCAAGGACGAGCCGACAAGGCAGUCUUCGCCGUCCAGAAGUGAAGCCCUUCUCGGAUAUGCCCGAUACGAGGUCUUCAUCAUGGUGAACCUGACAUGCAACUCGACCUUGGAGGAGAUGAGGAUUCUCCCGGACUCCGAGAUACCCAUCGCCGGCCCUCUAACCUUCCACCAACUCGCCUUGGUAAUUGGGGCAGCAUCAACUCUCGUGGCGAUAGUUAUGAGCCUCUACCUGAUCAUGAUGCAUGCUACACAUUACACCAAGCCUCGCGAGCAGAAACACAUCAUCCGCAUCCUCUUCAUGGUACCCGUAUACGCCACCUCUUCGUUCCUCUCGAUACGCUUCUACUGGCACGCCAUCUACUUCCAAGUCCUCAGCGACAGCUACGAGGCCUUUGCCAUCUCGUCCUUCUUCGCCCUGCUCUGCCACUACAUCGCACCGGACCUGCACGAACAGAAGGAGUUCUUCCGCCUCAUGCAGCCGAUAAAACCUUGGGUUUGGCCCUUGAACUGGUUCAAGAAGUGCUGCGGUGGCCAGAGGGGCCCCUGGCGGACCCCCACGAGCGGCUUGACGUGGUUCAACAUCAACUGGAUCGGCAUCUACCACUACUGCUUCAUCAGGGUGGCCAUGACCAUCACCGCCGUCGUCUCGCAGUACUUUGACAGGUACUGCGAGAGUUCGAACAACCCCGUCUUCAGCCAUAUAUGGGUCAUCACGAUCAACGCCCUAGCCGUGACGAUCGCCAUGUACUGCCUGAUCCAGUUCUACGUGCAGCUGCGCACCGCACUGUCAGAACACUCGCCCUUCCUCAAGGUCCUCGCCAUCAAGCUGGUCAUCUUCCUCUCCUUCUGGCAGUCAGCCGCCAUCAGCGUCGGCACCUCGACCCUGAACAUCGUGCGCCCCAACCAGGUGAUCGCCUACCCCGACCUCAAAGUCGGCAUCCCCUCCCUCCUCCUCUGCUUCGAGAUGGCCAUCUUCGCCAUCCUCCACCUCUGGGCCUUCCCCUACCGCCCCUACCUCGCCGCGGCCAAGCCGACCUUCUACCCGUCCCCGGACCCGGCCCUGGGCCUCCCGCCCCGCGAGAAUGAGCACGCCCCCCGCAGCCAGGGCGGCUUCUGGGGGCUCGCCGCCCUCUGGGACGCGCUGAACCUGUGGGACGUGGCCAAGGCCUUCGGCCGCGGCGUCAGGUGGCUCUUCGUCGGCGUCAAGCACCGCCACCAGGACGUCAGCUACCACUCCACCUCGCGCAAGGACAGCGCCGCCGACGAGUCCGUCGACAUGGCCGACCUGGACCUGGCCGGCAAGAGGAGGAACAAGGGGGGGUCCGCCAACGCCGCCGCCGGCCUCGGCGCCGGGCGCCCCGGCGCGAGGAGUACGGACCACCUGCCCAUCGCGAACGAGUUCCGGCGCAGCAGGUACGGCGUGUUGACGGGCUACGGUGGAGCAGGAGCAGGAGCAGGAGCAGGAGCAGGAGGAGGAGGGGUUGGUGGCGGAGUGGAGGAAGGGAUAACGAUAGGGCCCGGCGGCAUCGGCGGCGUGGGAGAGGAGCACGCGGGCCUGAUCGCGCACGCGCAGCCGGAGCCGCACAGCCCCGCGGGCGGCGUGGGCCUCGCCGUGUCGCCGGGCCGGAGGAGGGGCGGGGAUAACCCGUACGACUACGACUACGACGGCGGCGACGGCGACGACUACCACGGGGCGCGGCGGCAGCAGCAACGACAACAACAGCAGGACUACGCGUACCCGCCGGCGGCGGCGCCGUACGGAGGCGUGGCCUCGCUGUCGACGGUCGAGGAGGAGGAGCCCUACGACAGGUCGGGGGCGUACGGUGGUGGCGGCGGGAACCCGCGGAACUCGACGCAGAUCAAGGUCGGUGCUGCGCUGUGGGGGGCGAGGCCGCCCCAGGAGGGCGGACCGAGGUGACGGUAGCGGGGGACGAAAGGGGCGGUAUAUUAAUGAUAUACACAUUUGCAUGAUUUUCUUGUGUUUUGGGCCCGAGGGAGGGAAGAUGGGAAGGAGGGCCAGGUUCCAUAUCACGUUUUCUGAUACCAUUGAGCAUCUUAUCUGCCUCUGUAAAUAGAUCUGGCCGGGGCGUUUUUUUCGACGAGGGGGGAGCCGGGAAAGGGGGGCGACAGCGAUACCACAACCACUGAUGGACAGUUGUUCUGCAAACUUUAGCAUUUGUGAGAAACACGGCAACGCGUAAUACCGGGGUAUCUUUGACAUUUAAGUUCCAGAAAGAAGGCUCCUUGAGACCAAC